UUCCUUCGCGGUGCCACAUGACAGUGCUGCUCUGCUUAGGUCCAUUGCACGGCGCAUACGGAGGCUGUGGACUUAGAGAACUGGCUCAUUCAGUGCACAGAGUAGCUUAACACUGCGACGAGAUGAUGCUCUUUUUCGUCUUCAGCCUGUGUCUGUCUGUCGGAAAUGGCAUUCUACCAGAUAUGCCAACAACCGUGGAUUCGGACGUGAACUGCACACUCCAGGCAAAUGUAUCCCAAGGUCACGCAACCUUAAAUGAUGUGUUUAAGGAGGUGGAGGAACUGAUGGAAGAUACGCAGCACAAAUUGGAAGACGCGGUGCACCAGAUAGACAAUGAGAGUGCCAAGUCCAGCUCAUACCCACAGGAUUACCAUCAUGAAAAUAUCUCAGAGAGUGUGCCCGCAAAUCAGUCCCAUCACCUUCUUCAGCAGGCUGAGAAGGUGUCUGAUAACACUACGGCCCAGACUCGUGCAGUCCAGACCAUCAAAGAAUAUUAUGUUAAUCAUGAGUGCAUCAUCGAUGAGGACUGUGAGAAGGGCACCUACUGCCUCUACGAGCCUCACCACUCCCAGUGCCUGCCCUGCAAGGAAGUGGACAGGUCGUGUAGUAAGGACGAGGAGUGCUGCUCGGGGAACAUGUGCAUCUGGGGCCAGUGCUCUGUAAACGCCACCAAAGGAGAGAGGGGGAGCAUCUGCCAACACCAGAGCGACUGCAACCCUGACCUGUGCUGUGCUUUCCAUAAAGCCCUGCUCUUCCCUGUGUGCAACUCCAAGCCAAUCGAGCGUGAGCGCUGUUACAGCUCCACCAAUCACCUGAUGGAGCUCCUGUCCUGGGACAUGGAAGGGGAGGGUCCAAGGGAGCACUGUCCCUGUGCUGGGGAGCUUCAGUGCCAACACAUGGGGCGGGGCUCCAUGUGCCUACAGCCUCAGAACUCCAGUGAGGAGGAGCUGACCGACACCCUCUACUCGGAGAUCGACUACAUCAUCUGAAAGUCCACAGCUCAACAUGGAGGGGCAACCAAACGCACAUGUAGACAAUCCAGUGGUGGGCUCUUGGUAGGUUAGCGUCCAAAACAACAAGGGCAUCAUAUUUGUCAUUCCAGCAUCACAGUCUUCAGUAGUUAAACAAAGCCCAUUCAGAUGGAACAUAACCCAGCUCUAACCCAAGGCUCAACACAUAAGACCAUCAUGCCACAAGUCCAGACCUUUCUACUGCAAUGGGCUAAGCAUUUAACUAACGCUGUAGGUGUUUUGCACAGUAUAUGUACCGUUAUUAACAAUGAGUUAAUUUCAACAUACUCAGCCAGGAGCCUUAAUAAGAUGCCUGAGAGUUACACAUUGUGUAAUUGUAUUUAUCAGAAUACCAUGUAGUACUAGCAAGAUGUAUUUAUUUAUUGUAAAUUUAAGGUAACUUGCUUAAAUUAAAAUGGCAAAUAUCAUCAUUAGCAGUCCAAGAGCAUAAAUGUUGAUCAGUUUUCAGUUGGUUUCCCAAAGACCAAAGUCUCACUGUACCUCAGUCACAGUUAAGCUAAAGACAAUAAAGAGUUACUAUCCGUG
Messenger RNA from Sardina pilchardus (European sardine), 1556 nucleotides. It is a transcript of the gene dkk3a, whose product is annotated as dickkopf WNT signaling pathway inhibitor 3a. The record is from RefSeq and is a predicted model, not a curated record. Gene Ontology annotation, cellular component: extracellular region. Gene Ontology annotation, biological process: negative regulation of canonical Wnt signaling pathway; multicellular organism development. Gene Ontology annotation, molecular function: co-receptor binding; receptor antagonist activity. The transcript has 7 exons. NCBI's taxonomy places the organism in Eukaryota, Metazoa, Chordata, Actinopteri, Clupeiformes, Clupeidae. The coding region runs from base 123 to 989 and encodes 288 amino acids.